Messenger RNA from Solea solea (common sole), 1209 nucleotides. Its product is annotated as dnaJ homolog subfamily B member 13-like. Gene Ontology annotation, molecular function: protein-folding chaperone binding. The coding region runs from base 1 to 969 and encodes 322 amino acids. Gene Ontology annotation, cellular component: cytosol. The record is from RefSeq and is a predicted model, not a curated record. The transcript has 9 exons. Lineage: Eukaryota; Metazoa; Chordata; Actinopteri; Pleuronectiformes; Soleidae.
AUGACUUUCGAUUAUUAUGAGACUCUGGAACUGAACAGAGAUGCAACAGAUGCAGAUAUCAAAAAAGCAUAUCGACGUCUUGCAUUGAAGUUCCACCCGAGCAGCAACAGAGAACCUGGAAGCAAGGAUAAGUUCACUCAUCUGGGUGAAGCCUAUGAUGUUCUCAGCAACCCUAGGAAAAAGGCCACUUAUGACAAAUUUGGUGAGGAGGGUCUAAAAAGUGGUAUACCGCCUGAGUUUGGCAUUGGUGGAGCUUGGUCAACUAAGUAUAACUACCAUGGGCAACCAGACAAAACAUUCAGGCAAUUCUUUGGAGGUGACAACCCAUUUGCAGACUUCCACACUAAUGAGGCACCACUUAGGUUUGGUGGCCUCCAACAAGUAGUGGUAAAGACACAAGACCCUCCAGUAGAGAGAGACCUUAACUUGUCCCUGGAGGAGCUCUUUCAUGGAUGCACAAAACAGAUCACGAUAUCUCGGAAGGAAUUGACUGAGGAAACACAAACGUUCAUUAUUAAACAGAAGAUUAAAACAAUUGAUGUAAAUCCUGGAUGGAAAGACGGCACAAGAAUAAUUUUCCCCAAGGAAGGAGAUCAGGGACCAAACAACAUCCCUGCAGAUUUUGUGUUCAUAGUGCGACAGAAGAGUCAUCCUCUGUUUGAAAGACAAGAAAAUGACCUGAUCUACAAGGUCCACAUUUCUCUGGAGAUGGCCCUGACUGGAUUCUCUGUAAAUGUGGAGACACUAGAUGGCAGACUACUCACCAUCCCUAUUAAUGACAUUGUGCAACCUACGUACAAAAAAGUGGUGAGUGGAGAGGGAAUGCCACUGUCUCAGGAUCCUUCACAGAGAGGAAACCUCAUCAUUACGUUUCACAUCCACUUUCCUGAGAAGCUUUUCCCUGAGCAAAGUAGGCUGGGUCCACAAAGAGGAGCGAGGAGGACACGUGCCGGCGGCCACGCGCCAUAACUUCGCCCAGCUGAAGAGAGCCAUCUUGGACCGGCUAGGCAGGACUCCGGAAGGACACCGGUGACGGUUCAGGGGGCUUUCUUUUGAAGAAGCCGGCCGCCCCUUUGCAUACGCACAGCAACUACUGGACACAGCGAGGCGCUGCCUCCAGCCGGGGAUCCAAUCUGCGGAGGACGUCGUGGGACAGGUGGCAGUUCAUCGGUGGGUUACCGUUGUCCACAGCUAAUUGGGUCCAGUGCC